Molecule: messenger RNA, 1888 nt
Organism: Cimex lectularius (bed bug)
Lineage: Eukaryota; Metazoa; Arthropoda; Insecta; Hemiptera; Cimicidae
Product: glutamate-gated chloride channel-like
Exons: 10
Coding region: 211-1422 (403 amino acids)
Biological process (GO): signal transduction; chloride transmembrane transport; regulation of membrane potential
Cellular component (GO): synapse; neuron projection; membrane
Molecular function (GO): extracellular ligand-gated monoatomic ion channel activity; chloride channel activity; neurotransmitter receptor activity
Source: RefSeq, a predicted model, not a curated record
UAGGUCUCCAGCUAGGAUUCAUAUCUAUAAAACGAUUCUUCAGAUUCUCAAAACAACCGACAGAAUCGCAGUAAAAUUGCAAAUAAAUACGCAGUUUGUUUGAUUUUUACUCUUAUAUUGUUUCAGUGAAAUUUAUUUUUGUGAACAAAGGCAGUGGUAUGAAAUGAAUAAAUAGAAACAUUUUGAGUUAUUAUAACUGUUCGCAGAAUAAUGGAAAUCUCAAACGUCGUAAGAUCACUUAGCUUCUUGCUAGCUCUAUGUUGGUACAUACCCAGUAUUUAUGCUUCAAGAGAAGCAGAAAUUGAAAAAAUUCAUAAAGAGAUUUUCAAAUCCAAGUACACAAGUACGAUCCGUCCUCCAGGAACAAAUGGAAAUGAUUAUGUUACAAUCACGACAAAUAUGUUUAUAUUGGACAUUAGUUCAAUAGACGACUAUGAAAUGCAAUAUACAAUACAAUUAUAUUUGCGACAAAAAUGGGUCGAUGAAAGACUACAAUUUAAACAUUUAUCAGAGAAUAUUUCACAUAUUUCGAUAAAUGAUGUCAAUGUAAUGUGGACUCCCGAUUUGUUUUUUGUCAAUGAAAUUGAUGGCAAUCACCAUCAGACGAUGAAAACAAACCAGUUUGCGAGAAUACAAGCUAAUGGUUCUGUCCUUUACAGUGUAAAGCUGACGCUGAUUCUCUCUUGCCCGAUGAAGUUUCAACUCUAUCCAUUUGACCAUCAAAAAUGUCCUCUAAGAAUUGAAAGUUAUGGAUGGAGUAAAAAAGAUUUGUUGUUGAAGUUUGAUGAAACCCAGGCUAUACAGUUAAACCCAAAGCUCCGAGUGCAAGAAUUUGAUUUAUACAAAGUGAUACCAAGUACAGAAGAAGUUAGCUUGAGCACAGGAACAUUCAUUGUCCUGGAAGUAGGGUUUUUCCUAUUGAGAAGAAUUAAUUACUUUUUCUUUCAUUUGUACAUUCCUACUUCCAUGCUUGUUUUUACCUCUUGGACUAGUUUUUGGUUCGGGCCAAACCAAGUAGUAGCAAGGACUAUAAUAGGGAUGUCGACGUUCUUCAUCACUAUAAAUCUGAUAACAUCUUUCAAUGUUGGCCUUCCUAAAGUUUCGUACAUAAGAGCAAUAGACGUAUGGUCUGGAACAUGUUUAAUAUUUGUUUUUAUCGCGUUUAUGGAAUUUUUUUAUGUUAGCUAUACAUAUUCAAAACAUUCUCAAACCACCAAUAAAAGCAGUUCGGAUGAUGAUAAUGCGCUGGAAACCAAAGAUAAAUCAAGAUCUGACAACUCUAAAUCGAGAAUACCUUUGCAGAAAUGGUUGGAAAAAGUAUCUGAUGUCAACUCUGUAGACAAACUUUCAAGAUCAGUUUUCCCCUUGGCAUUUGUAUUAUUUAUUGUCGUGUAUUUUUCAAUCUAUCUGAGCAUCAAGUAAUUUUUACCAUAUGACUAAGAAUUUCCAGAAAAAAAUAGUUCUUGUUUAUAUUUAUUUCCGAUAUAGUUGAUUGAAAUACAAUAUUUUCUAAGUUUUAAAAUUAUCUUAGCAGUAGUAUUAAAAAAAAUAACAUUUCUAGAUCCAGUUAAAAUAAUUAAAAUUAACACAAGACAAUUGGUGUAUAUAUUAUGAUUCAUUUUUAUUCUGCCUUACUAUGCAAAUACUAUUUCAUACCAUAAAUUCUAUUAAAAUAAAAAAAAAAUUGUAACUAGUACUAAUAAAAAUAAAAGAAGCUUUUGCUUGUAAACAAAUAAAAAUAAUACAUAAUCGGUGUUGCAAUGCUAUUACUCUUUUAUUGUUGCAGCAAUAAAUUUGUCGAUUAUGAUUUUUAUUAAGUAGUCAUUCUUUCAAAUGCUUUGUUGUAAUUUUUUGCAGUUGAAGGAAAAAGUUUUUAUAUGACUUAAUA